AUGGAAUUUCUUAAAAAUCCUAUUAUUAUUCAAUUAUCACCUAUUAAACAUUUAGCACCAUCAGAUCCCAGUAAAAAAUUAAAAAGAGUUCUAUCUUAUGAGCAUAAUAAAAAGCGUAAAAUAAAAAAAAAAGAUUCGGAGGACAAACAUCAUUCAAGUUCUAAUUCAAUUGUUUAUAAAUACGACAAUAAAAGAUCAAAUAAAGAAAAUAUCAAGAAAAAUACUAAAAAGAAUAAAAACAUAAACAUUGAAAAAAAAAAUAUUCUUAUAUUAAAUUCUGAAACAAAAGAGUAUAAUAAUUGCAUGAAACUGAAACAAAAUACUCCUUUUUCAUCACAAGAAAAUAACACAAAAAACAUUAAACAAGCAUAUCUUUCAAAUUCUACGUCACCAAUAUCAAAAACACUAGCUCUUCAAGAGGAAUUUAUAUGGGACACAGAAAAUAACGUAUCUUAUAAUAUAUCAUCCGAUGAUUAUUCACUUCUUUCUUUAAGUUCUGACUAUGAUAAGUCUUCAACAUAUAAAAAAUUGAAAAAUUCUGAUGACUCAUGGAUUUUGUUUUAG
Molecule: messenger RNA, 564 nt
Organism: Pneumocystis jirovecii RU7
Lineage: Eukaryota; Fungi; Ascomycota; Pneumocystomycetes; Pneumocystales; Pneumocystaceae
Exons: 1
Coding region: 1-564 (187 amino acids)
Source: RefSeq, a predicted model, not a curated record